UCAAAUACAGACGAUGUAGACAUCGGUCGAUACGGCCCAUUAUCCCAUAUCAACACCGCCGAAAGUUGCCUUCCAGCCUUUGGCGGCGAAUUUCAACCAGGUCUAUACAAGAAUCCCAAGAACCGCAAAGUCGCGAAUCCCGCCCCGUUGGGACUCUGCGGCUUUGCCUUGACGACCUUUGUUCUGGGUUGUGUACAGAUGGAUGUGCGUGGUGUGAACAAGCCUAACAUGAUUGUUGGCCCUGCCUUGGCUUAUGGUGGACUGGUUCAACUUCUAGCUGGGAUGUGGGAAAUGGCUAUUGGGAAUACAUUUGGUGCAACGGUGCUCUCCUCGUAUGGCGGAUUCUGGAUCUCUCUUGCGAUUACUUUCAUCCCGGGCGGAUUCAAUAUUGAAGGGGCUCUUAUUGAAGCCGACAAUGGUUCGCCGAUUAUGUUUUAUAAUGCAUUUGCGAUAUAUCUCAUGGGCUGGUUCAUCUUCACCUUCCUAAUUAUGCUAUGCACAGUCAAAUCGACCGUGGCAUUCUUCUCUCUUUUCUUCUUUGUCGAUCUUGCUAUCCUUCUCAUUGCUCUGGGAUAUUUCCUGCCGACCGCGGAAGGACUACCCAACCCAAAGCUUCUUGAAGCUGGAGGGUUGUUUGCCCUUCUCGGAGCUUUCCUGGCUUGGUAUAAUGCCUUUGCUGGAAUCGCAGAUAACAGCAAUAGCUUCUUCCUUGUCCCUGUUGUCCACUUCCCGUGGUCGGAAAAGAAGCGGAAUGAGAGACGGGCUAGUAAGCAGGACAGCAGCAAUGCUUAA
This is a messenger RNA of Penicillium manginii, 792 nucleotides long. Its product is annotated as acetate uptake transporter family protein. Gene Ontology annotation, molecular function: acetate transmembrane transporter activity. The transcript is spliced from 3 exons. The record is from RefSeq and is a predicted model, not a curated record. The annotation marks the transcript as partial. Gene Ontology annotation, cellular component: plasma membrane. Lineage: Eukaryota; Fungi; Ascomycota; Eurotiomycetes; Eurotiales; Aspergillaceae.